This is a messenger RNA of Phaeoacremonium minimum UCRPA7, 612 nucleotides long. Its product is annotated as putative small secreted protein. Bases 1 to 612 code for a protein of 203 amino acids. Lineage: Eukaryota; Fungi; Ascomycota; Sordariomycetes; Togniniales; Togniniaceae. The transcript has 3 exons. The record is from RefSeq and is a predicted model, not a curated record.
AUGGAGCUGGCUAGGAUCGUCCGAUUCAUUCUCUUUGCUCUCUUCUCUCCUUUCGAGCCAGCUUCAAGACCAUCCGUCUACAUCAACCUCUCUUUCUUCCCAAUACUCAUCAACAUGAAGUUCUCUCUUCUCAUCACCAGCAGCCUGGCUGCAUUCGCCGCCGCCGCCCCGGUCAACAAGCGUGCCGUCUUCUCCACGCAGACCUACGACGACCUGUCCAUCAGCGGCGGCGUCGCCGGCAAUGCCCAGCAGGAGGCCCUCGACAAGCUGGCCGGUCUGCCCGACGACCUGACCACCGUCGAGGAGGCCGACCUGGACUUCCUCAACAGCGUCAAUCAGAUCGCCAACGACGCCGAGACUGACGCCUUCAACCCAGCCAUUGAGGCCGCUGAUGGCGAGGAGGCUGAUGCUCUUCAGCGUGGCAAGAUCAAGAACAAGGUUCUGAAGCUCACCGCCACCAUUCUGAAGCUCCAGGCGCAGCAAGCGCAGGGCCAGGACGUCGCCGAGAAGCUUGCCGCUGAGCAGAAGAAGCUGGACAAUAACAUUGCCCAGGAUGAGGACGAGGCCGGCCUGGAGUCAAUUGCUCUGCAGUUCGACGCCACCACCGACUAA